Molecule: messenger RNA, 669 nt
Organism: Caenorhabditis briggsae
Lineage: Eukaryota; Metazoa; Nematoda; Chromadorea; Rhabditida; Rhabditidae
Exons: 4
Coding region: 1-669 (222 amino acids)
Molecular function (GO): protein binding
Source: RefSeq, a predicted model, not a curated record
AUGAAUCGUGAUUUUUCUAAACCCAACUUGGAUACGAUGCCAAACAAUGCGUUGAAGGAAAUUCUGAACUAUCUGAAUAUAAAAGAAAGAUCGGUUCUUCGAAAAGUGAACCGCACGCUCCGAGAAGCGGUGGAUAAUAACCAUACUAUUGUCGAUGUGGUACUUGAUUUCUGGAAUGACUCUAUCACUCUCAAAUUGGAUGAGAUCGAAAUAGAGUACAGCAUUGAAGAUGAGGAUAAAUAUAACGAUGGAGAUAGCAUUGGCCAAGUGUUGACAAUGAUUGAUGUGAACACUAUCACCUCUCUCAGAAUCAAUUGUGAUGGUGCCCAUCUGCAUGACGAAGAACAGUUUCUCGAUUCACCACAAUGGGAAAGAGUACGAGAUUUUCGACUCAUCGGUGGCGUGGAACUCCCAGAUCACAUCCUCAACGCCCUUAGAAAUGUAUCAUUUUUCAACAUUGAUCAGGAUGACGAUAACAUGGAAAUUACUUUCAAAAGAAUUUUUAUGUUCAUUUUGUCAGUUCUCAAUCGAUCUGAUAACUUCGAAAAAGGACAAAUAACUUCUAGAAACUUAUAUAUUCCUGCUCCUUUCAUCAAUGCUCACCUAAUAUUGGGAAAUGUAUCUGUUACACUUGAGCAAAAUCGCAUAACUAUGGAGAAAUGCGAGUGA